AUGACUGACCACUCCGACAGGAAACGCGCUGCCGCCAUCACUGACGCAGACAUGAGCAAACUCUCCGCCCUGGGUGUCCUCUCCUCAGGUGUCAACUCCUACGCCCCCAACGGAGCUGUUUGGCUCGGCGACAGUGGUGCCUACAAGAGCGAGUUCUCCAACCAGUCGGGCGAGGAUCUGAUCCUGGUCGUCUGGGGCGUCGCUGGUUCGUGGGUCAAUGUUGUUCAACCUCAAAUCACCGCAUCCAUCCCCGCAGGACAAUCCAUCUGGCUUUCGUUCGCCGAUGGUGUGUCCGGUGGCUUCACCGCUGUCUAUGGCGAUACCCAACUUGUCAACGGACAGCUCUCCAAUACCUGGGGUGAAUUUACCUUUGGCCAAUGGGGCGUUGUUGACGUCUCUCGAGAGGUCAAGAUGGACGGCCACAGCCUGAGCAUUGUCGGCCCUUCUUGCACCACUGACAUGAACACCUGCGUCUUUGUCUGCUCCACAGGCAACGUAUGCAUGUAUGACUACCUCCUCGUCAACUGUGAAAACGGAUCGCAACCCGGUGCCAACUACGGUAUCCAUGAGGGUGCCCCCUCUGGCGGCUGCGGCGGCAUGGGCUCCGCUGUCAGCCUCAAGACUACCUUCACAUAA
Molecule: messenger RNA, 636 nt
Organism: Exophiala aquamarina CBS 119918
Lineage: Eukaryota; Fungi; Ascomycota; Eurotiomycetes; Chaetothyriales; Herpotrichiellaceae
Exons: 1
Coding region: 1-636 (211 amino acids)
Source: RefSeq, a predicted model, not a curated record